This is a messenger RNA of Oncorhynchus nerka (sockeye salmon), 7239 nucleotides long. RefSeq names its product myosin-16-like. Gene Ontology annotation, molecular function: actin filament binding; microfilament motor activity. Gene Ontology annotation, cellular component: cytoplasm; myosin II complex; myosin filament. The record is from RefSeq and is a predicted model, not a curated record. The transcript has 23 exons. Bases 902 to 4318 code for a protein of 1138 amino acids. Lineage: Eukaryota; Metazoa; Chordata; Actinopteri; Salmoniformes; Salmonidae.
UGCCCUUGUUUUCGUCUCUUUGUGUUGUUUAGUUGACUGCUUUGAUAGUGUAAGGUUUGUGUUACCAACAGACUGAAGAGGAUAACUUAGAGCCAUUCACAUGACUUGCCAUCCUACACCUUCCUACAGUCCCUCCAGGAAUCCUUUGGAUCCUCUGCCACUAGGGAGAGAGGGACACCUGUUUCAGGAGGGGUGAGGUGAAGGGAGCGAAGGAGAAGAGGGGGAGGAAAGGAGGAGAGGCUGUUGUUGCGGUGUGAGAGCAGUACAGUAGUGGAGGACUGGACACAGAGAAGUGGGCUUCUGUUUUCUACUCUGGGGGACUGUAAGCGAAGAAAGAAUUGAGGAGAGCAGAGGAGGAAUGUGUGGAUUACAGUAGCAAGUACCAACAGACUGAAAUUAAAGAGGAGAAAAGUAUUUGAUUGAGCAGGAAAAAAAGAGAAAGCAACCGAACAAAUAGUAGAGAGAGAAAGCGAGAGAGAAAGAAAGAGAGAUUGAUAGAGAGAGACAGAGAAAGAGAGAAAAAAAGAGAUUAAGGGCAUACCGCUGCAGGUGUGCGGCGCUAAACAGUGGGCUAUAGGGAGAGAGAAAGGAGACUGACUGUUCGCAGCGUGCUGAGUGGAGUUACCGUGGUGACCAAACCUUGAAUUAGUACCUUCUCUUCUACAGUGAACCCUCCUGAACCUCCGCUAACCAAUCACAGGGAGAGAAAAGCAGAGGGUAGAGGUGUUACAUGGAACUUUAUUUACAACCUAUAAGUCUACCUGGCCUAUUAAGGAGGUGCAGUUGAUACAGGUGCAGUACAGGGACUGUGUAAGGGUGUUAGGUUACUGUUGAGUUGCGGUAGGUAGAGAGUGUUGACAGGUCAAUUGACAGGUUGAUUGACAGGCGUCGGGUUAAGGUGAUGUCUGUGGAGCGGGGCCAGGGACGUGGCCACUCCCCCUCUGACUCGGAAGAAACCAACGGGCUGCCGGUGGAUCCUGAACCAGAGGAACUGGACUGGGAUAGCUUUAGUACUGCAUUGGAACAGAGACUGACUAUUGAGCAGGAGUGUGCCCAGGCGUCAGAUCACCGUUGUGCCCAGCUGGAGAAGGCCCAGCGUGGGCUGGAGCUGCAGCUGUCUGGCCUAUCUGAGCGCCUGGAGGAGGAGGAGGCGUGCUCGACCCAGCUGGCCCACCACAGAGAGAGGCUGGAGGCAGAGAACAGCAGCCUCAGACGAGACCUGGAGGAACUGGAGAGUGCUCUGACUGCCACCGAGAGAGACAAACAGUUUUCAGACAGCUCAGUCAGGAAGCUUUCAGAGGAGCUGUCCCAGAGAGAGGAAGCUGUCCAAAAGCUUCAGAAGGAGAAAGAGCACCUGGUGGAGCUCAGCCAGCAAGCCAUUGAGGAUCUGCAGAGCGAGGAGGAGAAGGUGAACCUCCUGACCAAAGAGAGGGCAAAGUUACAGGUGCAGGCGGAAGAUUUGGAGUACCUGUUAGAGCAGGAGCGGCAUCAGCGUGGGGAGCUGGAGAAAGGCAGGAAGAAACUGGAGGGAGACAGCAGGUCCACUCUGGAGAGCCUCACUGAGAUGGAGAGGAUGAGGAGCAGCCUGGAGGAACUCAUGAAGAAGAGAGAUGUGGAGAUAACCAGCACCAGUACCAAGCUGGAGGCAGAAGAGGCCCUAAACAUCAGCCUGCAUAGGAGGAACAAGGAGCUGCAGGUCCGUAUCGAGGAGCUGGAGGAGGAACUGGAGACAGAAAGAACCAUGAGAGCCAAGGUGGAGAAGCAGAGAGCUGAUCUGACCAGAGAACUGGAUGACCUUACUGACCGACUGGAGGAGGCAGGGGGAGCCACAGCUUCACAGAUUGAAGUAAAUAAAAAGCGGGAGGCGGAGCUCCAGCGUCUGAGAAGGGACUUGGAGGAGUCUUCUAUCCAAUCAGAGGCCCUGGCUGCGUCUCUAAGGAAGCGUCAUGGUGAUGCGAUGGCAGAGCUGGGAGAGCAGUGUGAGAGUCUCCAGAGGACCAGGGCCAAGCUGGACAAGGAGAAACAGAGUCUACGCAUGGAGUUGGAGGACCUUGCUGCCUCACUGGACACCCUGCAGAAAGUCAGGGUGUCGACAGACAGCCAGCUGAGGAAGCUGGAAGAGCAGCUCUCUGAGGCCAACACCAGAGGAGACGAUCUGCAGAAAGCCCUGACUGAGGUCAACGUAGCCAGGAACAGACUCACAGCCGACAACACAGACCUGGCCAAACAGCUGGAGGAGGCAGAGAGCAGAGCCAGCCAGGUCUGUCGCUCCAAGACCCUGAUUGUGACCCAACAUGAAGACAUCAAGAAACAGAUGGACGAGGAGCUUAAGUCUAAGCUGGCCCUGGGCAGCAGUCUGGCAGGGCUGCGUCAGGAGUGUGAGGUGUUGAAGGAACAGCUGGAGGAGGAGCAGGAGAGCAAGCUGGAGCUGCAGCGUUUCAUCUCCAAACUCAACACCGAGGUCACACAUUGGAGGACCAGACAUGAGGCGGACGCCAUACAGCACUUGGACGAACUGGAGGAGACCAAGAAGAAGCUGGCGUCUCGGCUCCAGGAGGCUGAGGAGGCGGUGGAGGCCACCCAGGCUAAGUGCUCCUCUCUGGAGAAGACCAAGCAGAGACUCCAGGGAGAGGUGGAGGACCUCUGUAUAGACCUGGAGAAGGCUAGUAAUUGUGGCCAGGCGCUGGAUAAGAAACAGCGCAUCUUGGAAAAGCAGCUGGGCGACUGGAGGCAGAAGUGUGAGGAGCUGGUGCUGGAGGUGGAGGGUUGUCAGAAGGAGAGCAGACAGCACGCCACGGAGCUCUUCAAACUGAAGACGGCCCAUGAAGAGGCUCUGGAACAGGGAGAUGCCCUACGCAGAGAGAACAAGGCCUACCAGGAGGAGAUAGUUGACCUGACUGACCAGCUCUCGGAUGGAGGCAAGAGCGUCCACGAGCUGCAGAAGACAAAGAAGAAGAUAGAGAUGGAGAAGGAGGAGCUGCAGGCCUCAUUGGAAGAGUCUGAAGCUGCCUUAGAGGCUGAGGAGACCAAGGUGCUGCGUCUGCAUCUGGAACUGUCCCAGGCUAAAGGAGACAUGGAGAGGAGACUCCAGGAGAAAGAGGAGGAGUUUGAGGCAGCAAGGAAGAGCCACCAGAGGGCGCUGGAGUCCCUUCAGGCCAGUCUGGAUGUGGAGGUCAAAGGUCGUGGUGAGGGGUUGAGGGUGAAGAAGAAGCUGGAGUCUGACCUAAAUGAGCUGGAACUACAGGUGGACCUGUUCACCAAGAACAACAUAGAGCUCACCAAGAACACAAAGAAGAUGCAGCAGCAGAUCAAGGAACUGCAGGGCCAAUUGGAGGAGGUGGUGCGUGGGCAGGAGGAGCGGAGGGAGGAGCAGAUCGUGUUGGAGCGACGCUGCCUCCUGCUGGUGAGCGAGGGAGAGGAGACACGUGGUGCGCUGGAGAAUGCUGACAGACAACGCAAAAUCUUAGAGAUUGAGCUUACAGAGACCAACGAGAAGUACAACGACCUCAACAACCAGUUCCAGUCAGCGCUGAGUGGUAGGAGGAAACUGGAUGUGGAUUUACAGGCACUGCAGCAGGAGCAUGAGGAGCUGCAGAACGAACUGAGAGGAGCCAAUGACAAGAUCAAGAAGGCCAACUGUGAGGGAGCACGUGUGUCAGAGGAACUGAGGUUAGAGCAGGACCACACCCUGCACAUGGAGCGGGUGAAGAAGGGUCUGGAGGCCCAGUUAAAGGACAUGGGCACCAGGCUGGACGAGGCUGAGCAGAUGGCCCUCAAAGGAGGCAAGAAGAUCAUCCAGAAACUGGAGGGCAAGGUAAAGGAGCUGGAGUUGGAGCUGGACUCGGAGCAGAAGCGUCACGCUGAAACGGUGAAGACGCUGCGUAAGAACGAGCGUCGUCUGAAGGAGCUGCUGUUCCAGUCCGAGGAGGACCAGAAGAACCAACACCGCAUGCAGGAACUUGUGGAGAGACUCCAGAACAAGAUGAAGGCCUACAAGAGACAAGUAGAGGAGACGGAGGAGCAGGCCAACAUGAACCUCGCUAAGUACAGGAAGACUGUACAUGAGUUGGAUGAUGCUGAAGAAAGGGCAGACAUCGCUGAGUCAGCCCUCACCAAGAUCAGGACCAAGAACCGCGGUAGCUUCAGCAAGGGAUACUCGUCUGGUUACAGCACUCCGUACCCCGGGGGGAUCGUGAGGUCACCCAGUUCCGUGGGGUCAGAGGGUAGGAGUGAGAAGAUCAUCAACGACGACAAUGACUCGGUCAGCUCCCUCAUCCCAGCUUAUCUCAACUCCCUGAAGAAACUCAUGAUAGACUAGCACCUAGGGAGGGAGUCAGUUGGAUGUACCAAACAUUCCAGAGCAAAGAAACAUGUACUGUCUUACAUAUGUAGGAUCUUAAUUUGAGACCGUUUGCUGCAGCAGGAAACGUGCAUUAUAAUUCAUGGACAUUUUUGAAGGGGUUGAUACAUUUUUCAUUUGGGCAAAUUAAGUCUGACAUUUGAAAGUGGAAACUAAACUUUAGAAGACUUUUUAAAAUUCAAGAACUACAAGUUUGUGUUUCCUGCUGUGCAGGACAAUUCUCAAAUUAAGAUCCUACGUUUGUAUGUUUUUACUUUUAAAUCCAAACCAAUUUCCCUGCAUACAUGCAGUGUCAGACAUUUCAAAGCAAUAUUUUUUUCUGGAUUUUGUGGUAUACAAUACAUACAGUUGAUGUCAGAAGUUUACAUACACCUUAGCCAAAUACAUUUAAAAACUGUUUUUCACAAUUCCUAACAUUUAAUAAUCCUAGUAAAAAUAAUCUGUUUUAGGUUAGUUAGGAUCACCCCUUUAUUUUAAGAAUGUGAAAUGUCAGAAUAAUAGCAGAGAGAAAUAUUUAUUUCAGCUUUAAUUUCUUUCAUCACAUUCCCAGUGGGUCAGAAGUUGGCAUACACUCCAUUACUAUUUGGUAGCAUUGCCUUUCAAUUGUUUAACUUGGGUCAAAUGUUUUGGGUAGCCUUCCACAAGCUUCCCAUAAUAAGUUGGGUGAAAUUUGGCCCAUUCCUCCUGACAGAGCUGGAGUAACGGAGUCAGGUUUGUAGGCCUCCUUGCUCGCACACACCUUUUCAGUUCUGCCCACAAAUUUUCUUUAGGAUUGAGGUCAGAGAUUUGUGAUGGCCACUACAAUACCUGGACCUUGUUGUCCUUAAGCCAUUUUGCCACAACUUUGGAAGUAUGUUUGGGGUCAUUGUCCAAUUGGAAGACCAAUUUGCAACCAAGUUUUAACUUCCUGACUGAUGUCUUGAGAUGUUGCUUCAAUAUAUCCACAUAAUUUUCCUACCUCAUGAUGCCAUCUAUUUUGUGAAGUGCCCCAGUCCCUCCUGGAGCAAAGCAACCCCACAACAUGAUGCUGCCACCCUAGUGCUUCACGGUUUGGAUGGUGUUCUUCGGCUUGCAAGCGUUCCCCUUUUUCCUCAAAACAUAACAAUGGUCAUUAUGGCCAAACAGUUCUAUUUUUGUUUUAUCAGACCAGAGGACAUUUCUCCAAAAAGUACAAUCUUUAUCCCCAAGUGCAGUUGCAAACCAUAGCCUGGCUUUUUUUAAUGGCAGUUUUGGAGCAGUGGCUUCUUCCUUGCUGAAUGGCCUUUCAGGUUAUGUCGAUAUAGGACUCGUUUUACUGUGGAUAUAGAUACUUUUGUACCGGUUUCCUCCAGCAUCUUCACAAGGUCCUUCGCUGUUGUUCUGGGAUUGAUUUGCUCUUUUCGCACCAAAGUACGUUCAUCUCUAGGAGACAGAAUGCUUCUCCUUCCUAAGCGGUAUGACGGCUGCAUGGUCCCAUGGUGUUUAUACUUGCGUACUAUUGUUUGUACAGAUGAACGUGGUAUCUUCAGGCAUUUGGAAAUUGCUCCCAAGGAUGAACCAGUCUUGUGGAGGUCUACAAUUUUUUUUUCUGAGGUCUUCUGAUUUUCCCAUGAUGUCAAGCAAAGAGGCAGAGUUUGAAGGUAGGCCUUGAAAUUACAUUUACAUUUAAGUCAUUUAGCAGACGCUCUUAUCCAGAGCGACUUACAAAUUGGUGCGUUCACCUUAAGACAUACAGAAAUACAUCCACAGGUACACCUCCAUUUGACUAAAAUGUCAAUUAGCCUAUCAGAAACUUCUAAAGCCAUGACAUCAUUUUCCGUCAUGGCUUUAGCUGUUUAAAAGCACAGUCAACUUAGUGUAUGCAAACUUCUGACCCACUGGAAUUGUGAUACAGUGAAUUAUAAAUGUGAAAUAAUCUGUCUGUAAACAAUUGUUGGAAAAAUGACUUGUGUCAUGUAAAAGUAGAUGUCCUAACUGACUUGACAAAACUAUAGUUUGUAACAAGAAAUUUGUGGAGUGGUUGAAAAACAAGUUUUAACGACUCCAAACUAGGUGUAUGUAAACUUCCGACUUCAACUGUAUAUCAACAAUGUUAAUGAGAUUGUUGUCCAGUUGAUUUCCUUUGUAUGAUUUAAUCCAUCCUAGGUAUUUGUGAUUCAGUUCAUAAUACUGAUGAUAACGAAAACCACUUAAAAACUUCAUCACGUUUAUAUUCUCCAGAUCAAAUGUUCUGUAAAAAAAAAAAAAAAAUUGAUGCUUGGUUAUAAAGACAUUGAUAGACAGUUUAAAGACCGACAUAGAGAAGUCACAAGAAAGUUUGUGUUCACUUUUGACUCUCAUUCUACUUGCUCAUCCAAAGAGUUUGAUCAAGUAAAGUUAUAUAGCAGUGAUGUGCAUGACCUUUUGCAACUAGGGGGCAAUAUCCUUACCUGAAAUCUGCAUUUGUAUCGCAUGUCUUCCACUGGCAUCUGAGGUUAUACACGCUUGCAUGUCGAGUAAGAAUUUCAGUAACACUUUAUUUGGAUAGUCCAUCUGUAGAUGCCCCAGACUAAAUCAGUAACAUUUCAACAAACCAUCUACUAACUAACCUUAACCCUUAUUCUAAACCUAACCGUAACCUUAGCAAGCAAUUGCUUAUCAACAGAUGGUUUGUUGAUAGUACAACUGUCUGUAGAACAUCUACAGACGGACUAUCCAAAUAAACUGUUCCCAGAAUUUCGGACGUAAAGAUUUGACGAAGAUGGAAUAUUAACGUUGACCAUUAUUAUAAUGUGCAGACAUAUACAUCGCUGCCAAAGCAUUUUUACAUUACUUGUCCAAAGCAUUUUUACAUUACUUGUCCAAAGCAUUUUAUUGUUGAAUGUGAAAAUGUGUUAAGAAAUAAACCCUUUUUAUUCAUC